Molecule: messenger RNA, 1526 nt
Organism: Chelonia mydas (Green sea turtle)
Lineage: Eukaryota; Metazoa; Chordata; Testudines; Cheloniidae
Product: mast cell protease 3-like
Exons: 5
Coding region: 28-789 (253 amino acids)
Biological process (GO): proteolysis
Cellular component (GO): cytoplasm; intracellular membrane-bounded organelle
Molecular function (GO): serine-type endopeptidase activity
Source: RefSeq, a predicted model, not a curated record
GUCUCCUUCCCCAGGCGCCUUCUGACGAUGCUGCUGCUGCUCCUGUUUCCCAUGGUCUUUCCCCUGCCCCCCGGGGCUCAGGCUGGGGAGAUCAUUGGAGGACAGGAAGCCCAGCCUCACUCCAGACCCUACAUGGCCUUUGUAAGAAUACAGAGAGAAGGAAAGGGAGGAAACAUGUGUGGAGGGUUCCUGAUCCGGGAGGACGUGAUAGUGACAGCAGCUCAUUGUAACUGCAACCUUGGCAACAUCUCCGUGCUGCUGGGGGCCCACAACUUUGAAAUAGAUGAACUGGGGACGCAGAAAAUCUGGGUACAUCGCCGAAUCCCCCACCCAGAAUUCAAUGACGAGACGUUUGAAAAUGACCUCAUGCUGCUGCAGCUGAUGGACAAGGCCAAGCUGACCCAGACUGUGGGCACAAUCCCCCUGUCCCAGAAGAAGGUGAAGAAGGGGGCAGUGUGCAGCGUGGCUGGCUGGGGCCAGACCAGUAGCAAGACAAACUCCCAGCCCUCCCCGACCCUGCAGGAGGUGGAACUGAUGGUCAUGGACAAGAAAAUGUGUCUGUCUCAGCCCUAUCUGCACUAUGUCCCAUCCAGGAUGCUGUGCGUGGGGGACCCCCAGGAGAGGAAGUCGCCAUUCCUGGGUGACUCUGGGGGCCCACUGGUCUGUGAUGGGAAGGCCCGGGGCAUAGUCUCCCAUGGCAGCGGUGACUGGUCAACUCCCAGUGUGUUUACCAGGCUCUCCAUAUACGUCCCGUGGAUCAAGAAAACUCUGUGCAAGCUGAAGCCUUAGAGGGGAGCAUCCAUCUCUAGUGUGAGUGGAGAGCUAGACGGGUAUUGCAGAGCAAUGGCUGGCUAUUGCAGAUGGGUGGAUGGAUGUGUAGCCAGUGAUUUUAGUUGAUUGAUCGUUUAUUGUUUGAUGUUAUGAUUCAACAACAUGUUAUGAAUUAAAUUGUAGGAUUACAGAAAUAUAAGAUUGAUCAGUAGUUAGAAGGGAUAAUUAGGUAUUAGGGGUCUCAGUAAGGAGGGCUCAAACACAAGGCCUACAGGCUGAGGCCUGUAAGAUAGUAGCUUAGCCACACUAGGCCAUAGGCUUAAGAAAUGGUUGACAUAAGUGACCAAAGAAUGACCCUAUGCCACAAGAUUACGGGGAAAGAUGUACCCAUAUGUGGCGCUGCGAAAAAUGAAUAAUAAGAGUAAUUUUUUGCUUACAAGAUCCCCAGCAGUGACAUUUUUCUAACACGUGCCCUAACUGUAGGGUGCACAACGUGCAUAAAAGCUAAUGAGGCAUAGUUGGAAUCACAUUAUAAAAAAAGGAUGCCCAGAUGAGGAAAAUUGAGCUUCCUAUUGGAAACACCAGCAGGAACCACCCCUCUAGUGAAGAUCAUUUGGCCAGGCAUCCAUCAGACCUUUAGAAUAUCAUGAAAGGAUGUGAGUAGAAGUAUAUUUGUAACUUGUUCACCGGUCUUUAUAGAAUUUCUAUAUGUUUGGGUAAUCAUAACUUUAACUGUAACUUCAAUAAAACUUGUA